ACAGUGUGGGAAAUACAAAAAGCCUGGAGCACUGGCCUGAGGGUAGAAAAGGAGCUUUCCCCUCCGUUUUCAAAAAUCUGUACCGCCAGUUUCUACGAUCUUUCACAUCCGCCGAAGUUUAGCCGCCAUUUUACAAAGAAGACACCUUGAUCACCUCGAGAUGCUGAGAAACAACCCUCGCCGAGCUGGCCUGAAGGCUCUGCAGGCAAUCAAAGAGAACGGCCAGAACGCCAAGAACAAAGGCAGAACCAACAACUCUAAGUCCAAGUCAGAGAACCCCCAGCCAGCAGGGAAGAAGCGAUCUUCAAGUCCAAACGGCUCCAUUCUGGCCCUGGCUCCAAAGCCAAAGAGAAACGCGCUGGGAGACGUCACCAACAACAAGGAACAGCAGUCGUCUCAGAAGGUGGCUGUUGUGAUUCACUCCCCCGAGGUCAACCAGAGGCUUGUACUGACUGUUAGAGACCACGCCUCUCAGUCACACCCUCAUAUUCGGCUACCCAGUGCUUCCGAUGACAACGAUGAGGCCUCUCAAGUCAGCUCUCUGGGUUCGGCUAGUCAGGACACCCCAGUCACAGCCAUGCAGAAUGUCCUUCAAGCCACCACGCUGGAUGACAGUGGCUCCGGGCCCAGUGAACUCCCCUUUGCAGAGGAGGAGCCAACUCCUCUCUGGACUAAUAUCGACCAGCCCGAGGCACACGACCCGUCCUACUCAUCCGAGUAUGCCCCUGAGAUCUACCAGUAUAUGAUGCAGAGAGAACGGGAGUUCGAGGUGGAGCCGUACAUGCACAGGCAGAAUGACAUUGGCCAUGCAAUGAGGACGAUCCUAGUUGAUUGGCUCAUCGAAGUCCAGGAGAACUUUGAACUCUUUCACGAGACCCUCUACCUCGGGGUCAAGCUGGUCGACAUCUAUCUCUCCAGAAAAGAAGUUUUACGAGAAUACCUUCAACUGGUCGGAGCCACCUGCCUCCUCAUUGCUUCAAAAUUUGAGGAGUUGAGUCCACCUCUAGUGGACGACUUCCUGUACCUAUGUGACGACGCAUACAAGAGAGAUCAGAUUCUGUCCAUGGAGAGAGAGGUCCUCCUGGUCCUGGACUACGACAUCAACAUACCCAUCGCCUACCGGUUCCUUAGGAGGCUUGCCAGGGCUGCGUCGGCUACAAUGGAGACACAUACAAUGGCCAGGUACAUCGCAGAGCACUCUCUUCAGGAAUAUCAGUUUGUUGACAUGAAGGCAUCGCAACUGGCAGCUGCUUCCAUGUACCUCGCACUUAGGAUGAUGAAACUGGGAGGAUGGAUCCUGAGAACUGUCCGUUUGAUGGAUGUAUGGGUGAGAAAGGAGAGCGUGGACCAAAAGGAGAGAGGGGGACUCCAGACUACUGCAACUGCACUGGAGAGACUGUUAUGUCGGCAUUACUUGGCCCACCUGGACCGAAGGGAGAGGUUGGUGUGUCUGGGCGAACUGGGCUUCCAGGGAAACCAGGAGUCAAGACAGGGGGAGAAUGGAGAACCAGGGGUGGCUGGAACCAAGGGAGAUCCUGGGACCCCAGGGACAUGUCCUGGUGACAAUGGGAGCUGCCCAGGGAUUGUGGGUCGCCCAGGACCCCCAGGGGUCCCAGGUAGAGCAGGAGAGAGAGGGGAACCAGGGGUACCUGCAAUCCCCCCACCAACAAUAAGACCCAGCUCAUCUGGAGCUCUGGGAACAUCUCGUGUGGAGGUGAUGAGUGUGAUAUCAAGUGAGAGCUGCUCUCUGGACAUUCAAGGGACUCUGAGACUUGACCCUAACACAAAACAGCUCUAUUACUGCAAUGGGGACCAGUGGACUUGCCUUGAAACUACUGUCUGCAGAGAACCUCCAUGCAUCAGUCCGUAUGGCCCUACGCCAGUGGGAGGGAUGUGGUACCAGGUCUUCCUCCAGAGUGUGACUCAGGACAACCAGGAUGCUGCAGAUGUGGUUCUGGUGGUGGAUGAGUCCGGAAGUAUGAAUAGAGAGCACGAAUGGCUCCUCAUUAUGAUCCCUCUACUGGAGCAAGUACUCGUGCAGGCUGGUGUUGGUGUUGGUGUUAGGAACAGGUACUGUGUUGUUGGGUUUGGAAGUUUUGCAGAGUUCGAGGGAGGACAUUUCAUUCUGGUCGACGGAGAGCCAUGUUUCUUAGCCUCUGACUUCCCCAGAGCCAGGGCUCAGCUCCUGAAUGCUGGACUUUAUGAGGAUGGCUACCAAGCUAUUGACUUUGCUCUUAAAAAUAUUCCGUUUCGAGACAGUCCCUUUAUUGCCAAGAACAUAAUUCUCAUUACAGACGAGGGUCGCACACCCAUACCCCAAGGAGCUGGGUUGAAUUUCACAGAUAUGGAGAAGCUGUUGAAGGAUAACGAUGUUAUACUCAACGUGGUGGUAUGGGCAGACUACAGACUCCGCAGUGACCCCAACGCAGUUGUUCUUGGAGUAGAUUACUCCGGACUGUCGUACGUCCUGGAGCCCAAUGGAGAGUUCAGCAUCAGAACUGGUCCAGUGGAAAUUACAGGGGGUGAAAAGGACACUGCUGAAAGCUACGUAAACCUUGCCAUUGCAGUUGGUGGAGCGUCCUGGGCUCUCAGAAUCCUGCGUGAGUCUUCGAUUUCAAGAAACGUCACACUUCAGGAGAGUUUCACAUCAGCAUUGACUGAGAUAAAAGUGAGGGAAAUAUCUGCCCAGAUCGAAUCUUGCAGAAAGUGUACGUGUGUAGCGGGGGAGGUGACGACUCGCAUCAGAUGUGAGAUUGCAGACGACUCCGAUUUCUGCCAGUGUGUGGUUGACAACAAUGGAGACCAGAGCCAAUGCACUCCCUCGGAGAUUGCAAGUGACGGGGACCUAGUGUUCGGAGCUGGUGGAGGGGACCUCUCAUCUGAGACUUUCUCCAUCCCCAGAGCAUCUGGAUAG
Messenger RNA from Geodia barretti, 2914 nucleotides. The record is from the annotation of a GenBank genome assembly. NCBI's taxonomy places the organism in Eukaryota, Metazoa, Porifera, Demospongiae, Tetractinellida, Geodiidae.